CCGUCCGUAUCCUUCCAAUUUUAUCGCAUACUGAUGAAUGAUGAUCAUGAUUCAAUGAUAAACGAAAUUCCAGCUACGCAGUAGAACCACAAGCUUGCCACGCGCCUUGACCCAUCUCUCAAUCGUGUACGUCCACGUGUCUAACAUCCGCAGCCUCAUCAUCAAUCCAUCACAAUCUCGGUUUUUAGUAUUCCUCUCCCUCGCCUCACAAAAAACCUUCUGCAUCCUCCAACUUUCUCGCGAAGAAAACUUUCCACUGUUUUUCCAUCUGAACAGCCAAAAUGCUUCUCAAGACUGCUUCUUCUUCUUCUGCUUUCUCGCUUGUGAAUUUCCAUGGCGGCAUCAAGGAUGUUUCUCCUUUGUUAUCCUCCGUUUCGUCUCCAAUCGAUUCCUCCUCGAAUCUUCGAGUCUCUUCUGCAAAAUCUGGAAACCUUUCCUUCUCUGUUCGUGCAUCCAAGGGCUCAACCACCGAGGCUCUAAGCGGCGUCGUUUUCGAGCCGUUCGAGGAAGUGAAGAAGGAGCUCGAUCUCGUCCCAACCAGCUCUCAUCUCUCGCUCGCCCGUCAGAAAUACUCAGACGAGUGCGAAGCCGCCAUUAACGAGCAGAUCAAUGUGGAAUACAAUCUUUCGUAUGUGUAUCACGCUAUGUAUGCUUACUUCGAUCGGGAUAACGUCGCGCUCAAAGGUUUUGCCAAAUUCUUUAAGGAAUCGAGUGUGGAAGAAAGAGAGCACGCAGAGAAGUUAAUGGAGUAUCAGAACAAACGUGGUGGGAGGGUUAAGUUACAGUCAAUUGUACCGCCUCUCUCAGAGUUUGAACACGUUGAUAAAGGAGAUGCUCUGUAUGGCAUGGAGCUGGCUCUGUCACUUGAGAAACUAGUUAAUGAGAAGCUCCUAAACCUCCACAGUGUUGCUUCCAAGAACGGAGAUGUCCACUUGGCUGAUUUUAUUGAGAGCGAGUUUCUGAACGAGCAGGUGGAAGCAAUAAAGAAGAUCUCAGAAUAUGUAGCUCAGCUACGAAGACUUGGCAAAGGACACGGAACAUGGCAUUUCAAUCAGAUGCUUUUGGAAGAGUAAGCUGCUUCGAGGGACCAAGGUCUUGUACUCUUGUGUGCUUGUGUUUAACUCUAUGAAGCUCUCUAGUGAUAUAUGGAACUAGUGUAUGUUUAGUUCUGUAGCUUUUGCGAUUUUGUGGGGUAGACUUUCUAUAUUCUAAGGGUCGAAGACAUAUAUGACUUUAAUUUCUGGUAUGAGUUGUUCGAGCAGAAGUAGAUCCUACAUUUUAAAGUGUGAUCCAUUCCAAGUCUGAAAAAACAUAAAUAUUAUGAUUCCGAAACUGGUCAGUAUCAAAAUUUUAGGAUUACCAAAUGUUGAUUCGGCCCCAAUUUCGGAACAAGAAAAAAUAAAAUAAAACGC
Thlaspi arvense is the source of this 1412-nucleotide messenger RNA. The record is from the annotation of a GenBank genome assembly. Lineage: Eukaryota; Viridiplantae; Streptophyta; Magnoliopsida; Brassicales; Brassicaceae.